This is a messenger RNA of Penicillium paradoxum, 516 nucleotides long. RefSeq names its product mediator of RNA polymerase II transcription subunit 31. Gene Ontology annotation, molecular function: transcription coregulator activity. Gene Ontology annotation, biological process: regulation of transcription by RNA polymerase II. Gene Ontology annotation, cellular component: mediator complex; core mediator complex. NCBI's taxonomy places the organism in Eukaryota, Fungi, Ascomycota, Eurotiomycetes, Eurotiales, Aspergillaceae. The record is from RefSeq and is a predicted model, not a curated record. The coding region runs from base 1 to 516 and encodes 171 amino acids. The transcript has a single exon.
AUGACCUUGGUGGACGCUAUCGCUACCCGUAACACCUCACCUUUCAAGCUCCAGCUUCGGAGAGUUGACUAUUCACACUUCUGCAUCACCAACAUGGAGACCGAGCGACCUCCCCCAACACUGACCAACCCCCGGUUUACUCUUGAACUUGAGUUUGUCUCAUCUCUCGCCAACCCUUACUAUCUGUCGCACCUGGCAGUCACCUACCCGGGCCUGCUGGGGAUCUCCCGCGCCGACGACGAUGAUGAUUCCUCUUCGCCAGAUGCUCAGGCAUUUGCGGCAUACCUAGCCUAUCUUUACUCUUAUUGGAAGACACCGGAAUAUUCCCAAUUCCUCACACACCCUGGGCCCACGCUACGAGCACUACGAUUACUUCAGGAAGACACCUUCCGCCGUGAUAUCAUUUUACCCCAGGUCAUCGAAGGGCUGGCAGGGGUCAGUGUUCCUGAACCGGCUCAGGCUGAGGCCGACCCGGCAGAUGAAAAGCAAGAAGACGGUCAAAAUGGAAAGACAUGA